AUGGAAGACAUCGGAGGAGCGAAGAACUUUUCCCGAACCCCAACUUCGUGGGAUGCGGAGGAUGAUAUUCUUUUAAUGCAUUUGAAAGACCAACAGAAGCUUGGUUGGAAAGAGAUUGCGAGCCAUUUCGUCAAUAGAACGCCCAACGCGUGCCAAUUUCGAUGGCGGCGGUUGAAGCUGGGUAAUUUAAAGAAUCCACCUAAAUCAAUAGCCAACAAUACCGCCGGUACCGCUAGUACGGGUACGUCCGGUUCCCCAAAGGUGACUAAGGCUGAAGGAGGUGGAGAAUCUCCACCCAAGAAGAAGAGACAACAACAACUGGUGCAACUGCUGGAGUCUACUCCUGGGAGGAAUGGUCCAUUCGCACUUUCUACUGGGCUCACUUUCACUGGAUAUGAUAACAAUGUCAGUAGCGCGUUAGCAGGCCUCAACGCUUUACUGAACACCCCGUCUAACUUAUCGACUCCUGGUGGGACUUAUAACCCUUCAACUCCACACGUCACACAGGCUACUACUCCUGGUGGUAGUGGGGUUGGUGGUUAUGACUCGCCGGAAUCUCUUGACCCUCCACAACCUCCACAAGGGGUUCCUACUGCUGGAGGAGGCUAUUAUGCCGAUAUCUCGAUUGAUCCCACGAUGAACUUGCCGCAUAAUCAGCCACAUCCUCAUGCUCAUCAUCUGAACCGAAGGAGAUCAACCAUUGGGUCUAGUAACUCUUCUAGUACUUCAAGUGGUAGCAAUCAUGAUGGUGUAAAUGGGUCAGGAGGGGGACACGGUGGCACACACAGAUCUGGGAGUGUCGGUGCGAAUUCCGGUGUUGGUGUAGGUGGGGGACACGGAGGAGUUAGUGGAGGAAAUGGUAAUAGUGUUGGAGGAAUUUCUGGUCCACUUCAACAUCAUCUUCAUCAUAAUUCCAUCAUUCAAAUUGUAAAAGAUGAUCGUACUUCAAUUUCGUCUUCAACAAGAGCUUCCGUUUCAUCACUUCCUUCAAAAUCGAUGAAUAUCCCACAUCAUCAACUGAACAAUAAUGCUCUUGCACACCUCCCAGUACUUUUUGGUGGUGGUGGUGGGAGUAUAUCUGGUCCUUCCCCCAAUCCAAGUAUAAGUGGACCACCAGGAAUUGCCAGUCACCUGAACCCAAUAAGUUCUUUACGUAAUGGGAGUGUCGUAGGACUUGGUGGAAGUAUAAGUGGCCCUGCUGGCGGCGGUCGUAGUGGCAGUACAUCUGGUUACUAUUCACGUUCAGGAUCCGUGGUUAUACCAUAUAAUGGGGAGAAGAAAGUUGAAGAAUAUAAGCUUGAGAAACCAACCGCAUCAAACUCAAACAAUUCAACCAAUUCCUCGUCAACAACAAAAUAUUCGACCCCCAAAAAGGGUACCAAGGCUACCAAAUCUAAUGGUACAGUAUUUAAAAUCCCAUGGUCCAUGGAAGAAGAUGAAUUAUUAAUUAAUAGAAGAAAUAGAGAGUUAUCAUUUGCUGAGCUCUCUAUUCUUCUUCCUCAACGUACAGAGGGUGAGAUCUGGUCAAGAAUUGACCAUUUGGAAAAGCUUCGUAACGGUCACAGAGCAUCAAGAGAUAAUAGAAGACAAUCCCUGAUCGGUUUGGACGAUGUUGAUGAUUUCUAUGAUGUUGAAGAUGUGAUGAUUGAUAGCGAUGAAGAAGAGGACGAUGACGAUGUUCUCUUGGACGUAGAUGAUUCAUUAGGAGGUGUAAGGAGGAAAAAGAGACGUGCUAGUUCAGCGGUAAAUCCAUUAUCAAUGGAAAGACGAAGGCUAAGAUAG
[Candida] anglica is the source of this 1782-nucleotide messenger RNA. Lineage: Eukaryota; Fungi; Ascomycota; Pichiomycetes; Serinales; Debaryomycetaceae. The record is from the annotation of a GenBank genome assembly.